This is a messenger RNA of Brugia malayi, 3024 nucleotides long. RefSeq names its product Patched family protein (gene Bma-ptr-21). Gene Ontology annotation, cellular component: cytoplasmic vesicle membrane; plasma membrane. The transcript is spliced from 17 exons. Lineage: Eukaryota; Metazoa; Nematoda; Chromadorea; Rhabditida; Onchocercidae. Gene Ontology annotation, biological process: molting cycle, collagen and cuticulin-based cuticle; endocytosis. The record is from RefSeq and is a predicted model, not a curated record. Bases 1 to 3024 code for a protein of 1007 amino acids.
AUGUCAACGUUACUUGCGAAAAUAACGUCUACCAGCCAACAACCACGUGCCAACUUCAAGGUUGAUCUGGCUGAGAGCAAUAACGACAACGAAUGCUGUGAAAUGCAGGAAGAGCUACCACUUAGCGUCAGUUCAGCCAGCGCUAAUAAUCGCGCAAAAGCAUCCAAACUACUAGCGUUUUGUCAACAAAUAACUUUACGGAGGGUAUUCCGCCUGAUCGGUUUUAGUAUCGGUUCGUAUCCGCUUGCUUAUGUCAUUGCUGCAAUCAUUAUGUCAGUUAUGUCAUUCGGAAUUUAUUAUCUUAAAUUGGAAGAUCGAGUUCGUGAUGGUUACACACCAACAACAUCACCAUCAAGACGAGAAGCAAAUUUGCUACGAGAAUUCACUAAUUCAUUUGGUGACCCGACAUUAACCACAUUAACGCUGCAAGCUCGUGAUGGUGGUUCCAUGCAUCGUCUGAAGUACUUAGAAGAAGCAGUUCGGUUGCAUCGAUAUUUUAUGGAUAAUUUUACUGUCGAAGUGCCUUCUACCGGUGAACGAUUCGUCUAUAGGGAAAUAUGCGGGUUUUCUUGCAAUGCAAAUGUUGUCAUCGAAUAUUUUCACAGUGCAUUACUGGAAGAGUAUAGGAAGGAGAAAACGGGUGAAAUACGUAGCGAAGCGACCAAUCUCACUUAUCCGAUUGCUAAAAUUACUGGUUUUGAUAUUCAUUUGGAGCGCAAUUUUUACGGCGUCCGUUUACGACCUUAUGCUAAUAGUGGAAAUUUCCGUAAUAGCAGUACCAGCACCAGCAAAACAGAUUCUACAUCUUUUACGGAAGAUACAAUUCUGGAAACGAUCACUAAUAUUGAAUACAUCCAGGUCGUUUUCAUGGUCUUCCAGGGACAGGUAACUAACAGUAAUAUGGAAGCACGGCUUAAUGCAUGGGAAGUAGCUCUGUAUGAAUUUGCCACUCAAACUUAUGUUAAUCAACCAAUAAAAAUAUUGGUGCUUGGAUCAGAAAUAGUCAAUCAGGAACUAAUCAAGGAUUCACAAAGAAUGGCACCUUAUUUUGUUGCUGGUUUCUUGGCUAUGUUUUUGGUUGUUGCUAUCUCAGUACUUGGCAGUGCCUUAUUACUCGGUGUCAUGCAUCCAGCCAAGCUAAUUGUUGCAUUUGGCGUUAUUGCAUGCCCGGUCCUGGCAAUUACCGUUACAUUUGGGCUAUUUUCAUUAGCUCGACUUCGAACGAACACAAUUAUGCUAAUUAUGCCAUUCCUAGUGAUGGGAAUCGGCGUUAACGGAGCAUUUCUAGUAAUCCACUCAUGGCUACGAUCAGCUAGUGAAUGUUCGAUACCUCAGCGACUUGGUUUUGUGUUGGAAGAGGCUGGACCUUCAGUGACAAUUUCCACAUUUACCAAUGUGAUUACAUUUGCUAUCGGUGCAUUAACUCCUACACCAGAAAUAGCAUUAUUUUGUUUGGAAACAGCAAUAGCACUUGCAUUUGCAUAUAUCUUCACAUUGGUCUUGCUCUGUCCACUACUCUAUUUAGCAUCAAUCGUUGAACGAACAAGGAAAAAGCAUGCUGGUUUACCUAUGGUUAUCAUUGGAUUAAAUUUCACAUUGAAAUGCUACUGUCGUUUGAUAACAUCAAAACUGUUCUGUGUGUUGGCUUUCAUUGGUAUCCUAAUCUACUGGUUCUUUGGUAUUAUUGGUGCAAUGAAUAUUGAGACAAGAUUGGAUGUAGAAAAAUUGCUACCAAAAAAUUCACCUUUGCAAGAAGCAAAUGCAAUGAUCUCAGCCAUAGUUUGGAGGGAAUAUUAUCCAGUAACGAUUCUGGUUAAUAGUCCUUUGGAUAUACGAAAUGAACAUGUCCUUAAACGAUUUGAUGCGAUGGUCAAUGAUUUCGAAACAUUGGAAAAGUGUCGAGGGAAAGAAUUUACGCUUCUUUGGUUGCGGGAUUAUAAAACAUAUUGGUGGGAAGCGUUGUUGUAUGAUUUUGAUUAUUUUUCGGAUGAUAAUAUAGCACUAACUACAACGGCUUCAAUAUCAAAAUAUGAGGCAAAUUCUGGGAAGGAAAUGCUUGAUUAUAGCAAAUUGAAUGACUUCCUGUUUUCGCCACUUUAUAAGCACUGGAAAAUUUUUCUAAAGUUGAGGAAUGAUUCUAAUAUACCAGUGGAAAGUUUUUGCUUCGUGGUCACAUAUCAGAAUUUAACCAGUUGGAAGGAACGAAUUGAAUUAAUGCAAAAAUGGCGAAGUAUUGCUAAUUCUUAUAAAGAUUUAAAUGCAUCCGUUUGGGAAGCCAAUUCGAUGUUUGUCGAUCAAAUGCUUUCAUUGAAAACAUUAGCUAUGCAGACCUGUUUCUGGACAUUAAUAUGCAUGGCAGCAGUAUGCGGUUUAUUCAUCCAGAAUCCAUUCAGUGUAACUGUCGCAUCUCUCACCAUUGCAUCCAUAAGUUUCGGCGUGAUUGGAUUUCUGUCUUGGUGGCAUUUGGAUCUCGACCCGGCAACGCUUUGCGCCAUAUUGAUGUGUAUUGGAAUGUCAGUAGAUUUUACCGCUCAUGUAUCUUAUUACCAUCAGCUCGGAGAGAAGAAAGCAAUAAAAGGGAUCAGAAUAACGAAAUCACGACUGGAAAACAAUAAAGCACGCUUAGAAUACACGCUGGAAAGUGUAGCGUGGCCAACGUUGCAAGGUGGAAUCAGUACGGUUGCUUGCAUAAUACCGUUAGCAUUUCUACAGAAUUACAUCCCAUUGGUAUUUGUGAAAACGAUAUCACUGGUGGUAAUUUGGGGUCUAUUUCACGGUCUUGUAUUAUUGCCAACAUUCUUGUCAUCAAUACCUCACUUUUUAUUGGAGUUUAAUUGUUAUCGAGCAAUUUUUGGGAAGCAUCUAUUGAGUGCCACUGCUGCCAUCGAUGCUUAUGGUAGUGGUGGUGCCGGUGAUGCUAGUAGUACCAGUGGUGGCAGAAAGCAAGAAGAUAAGGUUGUUCAUGAUAAGGGAGAUAUACAUAUGAAUGCCACUGAAUUACGGAUACUACGAACUAACGAAUAG